AGGGGCGUGGUGAAUCUCGGAAGUGUAGGGCGGAGCUUCGCGGCAGCGUUUAGCGAGCACAAAACUUGUUCUGUGGGUUUAUGUUCAGCCUUCAUGACUCCAAAAUGGGAGCUGGUAUCUCUACCUCGAUGGGAGAUGACGGCAUACUGGAUUUUCUCCUUCUCCUCCCAUCUCUAUUCUUUCUACCAGUUACACAGGUUUUCUAAAGAGCAUGAGGUCAGUCUGGACAGAGAGGUGCAGCUGGAGAGAGGAUUCCUUAUAUGGGGAUUCAAGAAGGACCCUACUGAUUUUGAGUGGAGUUUUUGGAAUGAGUGGGCGUGGAGAUCUCUUCUGUGGUCUCUAAUUGGCCAUGCUGUGGUGUCCAGAUUGGCGGGUCAUUUUCUGCCUCAGUUCCGACUGGCAGUCUUAACGGCGUAUGGCGUCAUCUCAGCUUGUUGGCUUCUCGGAGUGCAGGGUUUGACUCUUUUGAUGCUGCAUCUGAGCAUCUCAUUGGUGGUUGCUCAGCUACGUAGCCCCAUCCUCUCAUGGUUUUGCACCCUCCUGCUGCUCUGCACACUCAAUGUCACUGCCCUCCAGGAUUUACAGCGUGGCUGGUACACUUCUGAGGACCAGUACUACCUCUUGCUCUUUAGUACUGCUGUUUGCAGUUUGCGCUGCAUUAGCUUUAGUCUGGAGUCGUGCUGGCGCCCUCUGAAUACCGGAGGACCAAACCACUGUUCCCAUCUAGAGGAAAAAGGACUGAAGACUCUAAUUUUUCAGUUCUACAAGCUGACAGCCUACUGUUUCUAUCACCCUCUGUUUUACAACGGACCCAUUGUGACCUACAGAGACUUCAGUGAACAGAUGGAAAGGCCAGUGUGUAAAGUCUCUGUGGUGUAUGUGUUGAGUGGAAUACUGCGUGUGUUUGUCUGGUGGUGUUUAGCCGAAUUCAUGAUCCACUUCAUGUACAUGCACGCUAUUCAGAGCAACGAAACCUACCUGGAGAUGCUGCCGCCCUGGGCGCUGGGUGGUUUGGCUCUUGCGUUGGUCCAGUUUUUUUACGUAAAGUAUCUGGUUUUGUUUGGAGCGGUGUCUCUGCUUGUUAGAUUGGACGGACUGGAGCCGCCCAGGUUACCACGCUGUGUCAGCAUCAUGUACAGCUUCACUGGGAUGUGGAGACACUUUGACGUGGGGCUUUACAAAUGGCUCAUCAGGUACAUAUAUGUACCAGUGGGUGGCUCUCGUCACGGUGUGUUCCGGAAGCUCGUCUCCACAGCGCUGGCGUUUGGGUUUGUGUGUUUCUGGCAUGGUUGCCAUGACUACCUGCAGUACUGGGCCUUGCUGAACUGGAUUGGGGUGUUGGUGGAGAAAGUUCUCGCAUUCCUUUUCUCCUCUCGUCCUCUUCAUCACGUUAUUGUGCGGUGUCUGUCACCUCGGAUGCAGAGGCGUGGCCUAGCGCUUAUCUCCUCCCUCUCCACUGCUUUUCUGAUUCUGUCCAAUCUGUUUUUUCUGGGUGGGAUCCAUAUGGGCAGAAUCUUCUGGAAGAGGGUAUUUGUUCAAGGCUGGUCUUCUGUGGCCAUUCCAAUGGUUGCUUUUCUGUAUUGCUUUGCUCAAGUUGGUAUUGAGUGGGACAUGAGAUGACGACACACCGCUCAGAGUGGAAUCAUGGAAAGACAAAGAUUCUCACAGAUAACACACUGGUUUUUGGAGCUUUUCCUUGGUUUGGACCAAUCACAAUGUGGACAACCAGCAUUCCUAUCAACUCCUACAAUAUCAUGUGUUUGUAUAAUAGCUAUGCUGUAUUUGACCAGCGCGUGUGUGGAAAUGAAAUGGCGUGUGUGCGCCAGGUGUGUUUUUGAUGGUUAAUCCUGUAGCUGCUUUAUUUAUGAGUUUGUCAGAACACUGAUGGUGACACAUGUCUCUGAUCAGCGGCCAGGAUACAGCUUGACCAUUGCUCUCUCUCUCUCACUCGUCCCUCCAUCUGUGUAGAUUUCCAUCCUCUCGUUCAUUUUGUCCCUCUGAUCUUUCUUGUCCUGAUCUCUCCGUCUCGUCUCAUGUUUUUAUCCAUCAUUCUGUCUUUCUCCUUGUGUAUAUAUUCUUCUAUCUUCUUACUAACAGUUCAAGCUGCUCUGUGUGCUUAAUCACUGACCUGCUAGCCUGAAGUUUCUCCUUUAUUAGAGAGAGGCAAGACAUGCGUAUGUUUCAGUGUUAGGGGGGAUUACACUUUAAAGAGCUUUAUCUCAGCAGCGUACCUUUAUCAGUAUCAGAUUAAUCAUUCAUAAUCCCUUCACAAAAAUCUUCCACUCUCUGUUUCAAUUUUAGUGUGCUUUAUUGACAAGAUAAAACUGUAUUACUGCAUUACCACAUAAAUAGUUUUUUUAAUUCAAAUAAAAAAGUAAAAUGCAAAGAAAAUAAAGUGUAAAUAUAUAUAUAUAUAUAUAUAUAGCAUCAGUUUGCUAUGAUUGCAGUCUCUCUCUCCAUCUCUUCUCUGUGAUUUGAUGUUAUUUUAGUAGAUGGUAUGGCAGAGGUCAUGCAUGACCUGCCCUUUCUGUGAGUCAUACAGAAAUUACUCAGACAUCACAAGUUACACAGGUCCAUUAUGUGCAUAUGUGUGUGCUUCUCAACACAGGUCGCUCUGCUAUUAAUCAGCGUUGAUUAAUUGUUAUGUAACACUACACACUCUUCAAAGUGUACAUAAUUGCAGUUACAAAUGUAACAAACUCAGACUUCCCCUCUGCUUCAAGUUAGCAGCAAUGUCCAUUUACAAGCCAUUAUUUUUGUAAUGUUUGUAUAGGGAUAUACCCAAUUCCAAAUACCCUAUUUAGAAAGGAAAUGACGUGUACUUUGGAACCCCUGAAGGUAAUAAAUACGAGAUGGGAGGAAAAAUAUAUUUCAGUGCUAAUUCUCUCGCAGUUAUGUCUUUGGGUAAUUAUACUGUAUAUAAACUGGGUGCAUCAGGGAGCCGAUAUUAAUAUGCGGGGUAUUGAAAUCUGUUUUGAAUGCGCCUUAGCUUACUUUCCAGAUUCGCGUUCACGCCUACUUUGUUUAUACUACUUACCACACAUUUAACAAUAUUUGGUGUAUGCCGGUGCUGCACAGGAUCUGCAAAUCAUUCGCCAUUGUCUCAUCAGUCAUCUCUCCUUAUGUGGUAAGUGAAAUUUUAAGUACUGUGCAGGCUAAGCGGGGUUAAGUUGGUUUUGUUUUCAAUAUUCGUGACACAUUCAGCGAUAAACACCAAUAACCUACAAUAUGUGUUUUAUUGUUAUUAUAUUGUAAUAUUAUUGUUUUUAGUAACUGAACUGAUA
Molecule: messenger RNA, 3284 nt
Organism: Labeo rohita (rohu)
Lineage: Eukaryota; Metazoa; Chordata; Actinopteri; Cypriniformes; Cyprinidae
Gene: hhat
Product: hedgehog acyltransferase
Exons: 12
Coding region: 94-1620 (508 amino acids)
Biological process (GO): protein palmitoylation
Cellular component (GO): endoplasmic reticulum
Molecular function (GO): palmitoyltransferase activity
Source: RefSeq, a predicted model, not a curated record